Salvelinus fontinalis (brook trout) is the source of this 3895-nucleotide messenger RNA. Its product is annotated as lysosome-associated membrane glycoprotein 3-like. The transcript has 6 exons. The record is from RefSeq and is a predicted model, not a curated record. Gene Ontology annotation, cellular component: membrane. NCBI's taxonomy places the organism in Eukaryota, Metazoa, Chordata, Actinopteri, Salmoniformes, Salmonidae. The coding region runs from base 2332 to 3075 and encodes 247 amino acids.
AGGCCAGGUCGAUUAGGAAGGCCUGCUCGCUGAAGUAUUUUAGGGAGUAUUUGAUAGUGAUGAGGGGUGGUCGUUUGACCACAGACCCGUUACGGAUGCAGGCAAUUAGGCAGUGAUCGCUGAGAUCUUGGUUGAAAACAGCAGAGGUGUAUUUGGAGGGCAGGUUGGUUAGGAUGAUAUCUAUGAGGGUGCCCGUGUUUACAGAUUUGGGGUUGUACCUGAUGGGUUCAUUGAUAAUUUGGGAGAGAUUGAGGGCAUCAAGAUUAGAUUGUUGUCAUGCCCUGACCUUAGUAUUCUAUGUUUUCUGUAUUAUUUUGGUCAGGUCAGGGUGUGACGAGGGUGGGUAUGAUUGUUUUGUAUUGUCUAGGGUUUUUGUAUGUCUAGGUGUGUGUGUGUGUAGUCUAGGCAUAUGUAGGUCUAUGGUGGCCUGAAUUGGUUCCCAAUCAGAGGCAGCUGUUUAUUGUUGUCUCUGAUUGGGGAUCCUAUUUAGGUUGCCAUUUUCCAGUUUGGUUUGUAGGUUAUUGUCUAUGUGUAGUUGCCUGUUUAAGCACUCGUUGUUUAUAGCUUCACAUUCGUGUUGUUAUUUUGUUAGUUUGUUUAGUGUUUCUUCGUUUUAAUUAAACAGUAUGUUUUCAUAUCACGCUGCGCCUUGGUCUCCUCACUACGACGAACGUGACAAUUGUAGGAUGGCCGGGUUGUUAAGCAUGUCCCAGUUCAGGUCACCUAGCAGCACUAGCUCUGAAGAUAGAUGGGGGGCAAUCAGUUCACAUAUGGUGUCCAGGGCACAGCUGGGGGCAGAGGGUGGUCUAUAGCAAGUGGCAACGGUGAGAGACUUGUUUCUGGAAAGGCAGAUUUUUUAAAGUAGAAGCUCGAAUUGUUUGGGUACAGACCUGGAUAGUAAGACAGAACUCUGCAGGCUAUCUCUGCAGUAGAUGGCAACACCCCCCCUUUGGCAUUUUUAUCUUGUCGGAAAAUGUUAUAGUUAGGGAUGGAAAUUUCAGGGUUUUUGGUGGUCUUCCUGAGCCAGGAUUCAGACACGGCUAGGACUUCUGGGUUGGCAGAGCGUGCUUGGGCAGUGAAUAAAACAAACUUAGGGAGGAGGCUUCUAAUGUUAACAUGUAUGAAACCAAGGCUUUUACGGUUACAGAAGUAAGCAAAUGAUAGCGCCUGGGGAAUGGGAUUCGAGCUAUGCACUGCAUGGCCUGGAUUAACCUCCACAUCACCAGAGGAACAGAGGAGGAGUAGGAUAAGGGUACGGCUAAAGGCUAAAAUAACUGGUCGUCUAGUACAUUCAGAACAGAGAGUAAAAGGUGCAGAUUUCUGGGCACGGUAGAAUAGAUUCAAGGCAUAAUGUACAGACAAAGAUAUGGUAGGAUGUGGAUACAGUGAGGGUAAACCUGUGCAUAGAGUGAUGAUGAAAGAGAUAUUCUCCCUAGAAGUAUAAUUUAAACCAGGUGAUGUCACCGCAUGUGUGGUAGGUGGAACUAAAGUGUUAAAUAAGGUGUAUCGAGCAGGACUAGAGGCUCUACAGUGAAAUAAGGCAAUAAAUACUAACCAAAACAGCAAUGGACAAGGCAUAUUGACGUUAGCGAGAGGCAUGCAUAGCCGAGUGAUCAUAUGAGUCCAGUGAGUGGCUUCAGGCAGCUUGAGGGCCUUGAGGGCCUUGGAGGGACGUGGAGGGACGUCGCGACGGAAGAAAGUCUGUUGUGGCCCCCUCGUGCUAUUACAUCGGCAGACGGAUCAGCAGGGCUCUGUGUGGUAAACCAGGCCAAUUGGCAGAAUAGGUAUAGUGGCCAAAGAAUUUGUCCGGAGGGCCUCUUAAGCUAACAGUCUGAUGUGCUCUGGACAGCUAGCAGGCCGCGGCUAGCAUGCUAGCGGAUGGGAUUUCAGGGGGACGAAGCGACGGCGGAGCCAGUUGAGAAAAACCCCAUUGGGCGAAUCACGUCGGUGGUCCAGUCGUGAUGAGUCGGUAAAGCCAGUUGGCAAAAAGAGGUAUUGUAGCCCAAGUAGUGGCUGAUGGACCUCUUUGGAUAGCUGGGAGAUGGGCCUAGCAAAGUUAGCUUCAGGCUAAAGAGUUGAGUAGACACAAAACAGAACAUAUCUGACCUGCAACAGCACAAGGUGCAGCUAGUUACAUCAUAUACUGUCCAUCAGCCAUUUAAAUAAUACAAAAAUUAAACACUCUUUGCCCCUCCCCUUGAAUGUGCUCAUCACUUGAACAAGACGUUUUGGUCUUCUGGAGAGGAAUUCACCACAUCACAUCUCACAACCCACAUUUGGUGACAAACACCUAACUGAACACACAAGAAGACAGACAAACUCAGCAACAACAUGCAUCGUGAAACAAUACUUUUUCUACUGGUUGUGAUCAUAAUGGCAUACCCCUUUACAGGAAACAGCCUCAUGACUGCAGCAUUGGAUCCUAAGCCCACUGAACAGGCCAACCUACCACAGAGGCCUGUCCUUCAGCCCAAAGAGACUGUUCCUGUCACCGGAAACUAUGUGCUGAAAGACCCUGCAGGCACGUCGUGCAUCAAACUCUCCAUGGGAGUUGAGUACAUAGUUAUUGAGAAGAAGAAACCUUCCUAUUUCAACUUAGACCCUACCACCACCAAGACUACUGGUAGAUGUGCUGAAAAAGAGUCAGUUCUCUCCCUGGCUUUUCUAGGAAAGGGAGGCUAUCUGAAUCUCACCUUUGAAAAGGAAGGGAACCUGACCUAUGUGUCAAAGAUCACAGCUAAUUUGGCACCAGGCAAAGGAAUUAAGAACUAUGCUGGGGUAAUAGAACAUGAGAAGUUGUUCCCAACUGCCGCUGGCCGCAGCCUCAAGUGCUACUCUCAGACCGAGUUUCAUCUGUCUGAAAACCUUCGAGUGAAGAUUGUGUCUCUUCAGUUCCAAGCUUUCAAACUCACCAAUGGGAAGUUUGGAGAGGAGGUUGAGUGCAGGGCUGAUUUCAUCAAGAAGAUAAUUCCCAUUAUUUUUGGUGCCACGGUUGUGGGACUCUUGCUGAUUGCUGUCCUGUCCUUCCUGAUAAUCCGGGACCACCACAGACAAGCUGGCUAUGACAGGAUCUGAGAACGCUUCAUGCAAAAAACAUGAACACUUUUUAUAGCCAUGUUUUGUAUUUCCUAAAUGUUUUUUUAUCCAUUGCUCAAUUAUACACUAUUUAUUGUUGUUUUUAAAUAUUAAAUAUUUCUGCAAAGAAAAUAUAAAUAACAUUAUUACAGUAAAAAAUAUGUGAAUGUGGUUAACACUUAUAGGAAAGCUCUGUAAGUUUUCAAUCAUAAUCAGCAAAUAUGGUCUGAAUAAUGUGGCUUUAUUUUAGCAAAUAGAAUUUUGAUGCUUCCUAAUGCUUGGAAAUUAUAUUCUGGUUUGAAGAGUGCAUACAUUCCCUUGUGGCUUUAUCCAACUGGAGUGCAAUCCAUUGCAUGUAUUCCCGUGUGGCUUUAUCCAGUUGGAUUGAAAUCCAUUAUCUUCAAAUGCACGUAUAAGUAUAGAUGUCUUAAAUGCCUUUUUAUAAAAACACACUGCUCAAAAACAUAUAAUUCUGUAAGACAUUGUUAAUUCGGUCUUGAACCUCUCUGUGACCUCUCCUGAGGGUUAGUGCUAUUCGUGAUCCUUAGUAUUUCCCGACCUUAAACACUAACCAUAACCACUAACCAUAACCAUUUUACAUUUCAACUUCAAUAGUGUAGAGACACUCAAGGAUCCCGCAAAGCACGGCCAGUCCAAAGACCCGGUUGACACUAGAUAAAACACUCCACAAAGUCAUAAACCUCGUCUAUUUCUACAAUUUAUCUUCUUGAUUUUAAACCUAACCAUAGCCACACUGCUAACAUUAUUCCUAACCCUUAAAUUAAAUUAAGACCAAAAAGUAAAUUUAGGUUUUCGUACA